AUGUCUCUAUCUUCCAAGCUAACUGUCAAGGACUUGAACGUCAAGGACAAGCGUGUCUUCAUCAGAGUGGACUUCAACGUCCCAUUGGACGGCCAGACCAUCACCUCUAACCAGAGAAUCGUCGCUGCUUUGCCAACCAUCAAGUACGUGUUGGAGCAAAAGCCAAAGGUCGUCGUCUUGGCCUCCCACUUGGGUAGACCAAACGGUGAGAGAGUCGAGAAGUACUCUUUGAAGCCAGUUGCUGCUGAGCUACAAAAACUAUUGGGCAAGGACGUCACCUUCUUGAACGACUGUGUCGGCCCAGAGGUCACCAAGGCUGUCAACUCCGCCGCCCCAGGCUCCGUCAUCUUGUUGGAGAACUUGAGAUUCCACAUUGAGGAGGAGGGUUCCAGAAAGGUCGACGGUAAGAAGGUCAAGGCCGACAAGGCCGAUGUCGAGAAGUUCAGAAAGGAGCUAUGCUCUCUAGCUGACGUCUACGUCAAUGACGCUUUCGGUACUGCUCACAGAGCCCACUCUUCCAUCGUUGGUUUCGAGUUGGAGCAGAGAGCCGCCGGUUUCUUGUUGUCCAAGGAGUUGGAGUACUUCGGUAAGGCUUUGGAGAACCCAGCCAGACCUUUCUUGGCCAUCUUGGGUGGUGCUAAGGUCGCCGACAAGAUCCAAUUGAUCGACAACUUGUUGGACAAGGUCGACUCCAUCAUCAUCGGUGGUGGUAUGGCUUUCACCUUCAAGAAGGUCUUGGAGGGUACUGAAAUCGGUAACUCCAUCUUCGACAAGGCCGGUGCCGAGAUCGUUCCAAAGUUGGCUGAGAAGGCCAAGCAAAAGAACGUCCAGAUCGUCUUGCCAAUCGAUUUCGUCUGCGGUGACAGCUUCUCUGCUGACGCUCAAGUCAAGAACGUCACCGACAAGGAGGGUGUCCCACAAGGCUGGGAAGGCUUGGACUGUGGUCCAGAGUCCAGAAAGUUGUUCUCUGCUGCCGUCGCCAAGGCUAAGACCAUCGUCUGGAACGGUCCUCCAGGUGUCUUUGAGUUCGAGAAGUUCGCCGAGGGUACUCAAGCUUUGUUGAAGGACGCCGUCAAGGCCUCCGAGUCCGGUGCUACCGUCAUCAUCGGUGGUGGUGACACUGCCACUGUCGCCAAGAAGUACGGCGUUGUUGACAAGAUCUCUCACGUCUCCACCGGUGGUGGUGCUUCUUUGGAAUUGUUGGAGGGUAAGGAGUUGCCAGGUGUUACCUUCUUGUCCAACAAGGCUUAG
Molecule: messenger RNA, 1251 nt
Organism: Lachancea thermotolerans CBS 6340
Lineage: Eukaryota; Fungi; Ascomycota; Saccharomycetes; Saccharomycetales; Saccharomycetaceae
Gene: PGK1
Product: phosphoglycerate kinase
Exons: 1
Coding region: 1-1251 (416 amino acids)
Biological process (GO): glycolytic process; gluconeogenesis
Cellular component (GO): cytosol
Molecular function (GO): ATP binding; ADP binding; phosphoglycerate kinase activity
Source: RefSeq, a predicted model, not a curated record